AUGGCCAAGCGGUCGGACGAGGAGCCCACGGCAUCCGGAUCUCCCAGGAGCAGCUCCAAGAACGUCAAGGUUGUGCUGCAGGGCAAUGCCUACGCCCAUCUCAACCUGUCCGACAUUCAAGAUGCGCUGCUCCAGGUUGAAGUCGCUGCCGGCGGUCUGGCCGAUAGCCACAGCCCAACGCUAGGCGCCGAAGGAGAAGCUGCUUUCGAGAUACCAGACCACCAGGAUGCGCACUCGUCCUCUCUCGGGUCUGUUUCAGACCCUUUCCGCAUCGUAGUCACCGACGAAACGGGCACGCUUAGACCAAAGUCCGUCUUUGCCAUGCUGCGUCUGAUCUUGUCGGCCCGCCUCAAGGUCACCAAUCACAUAAUCAAUGACGAAUGGAACAUCGACGGCCCUCAACUUGUGCGCGCCUUCCAGCAGGCGACCCGGCCACCUCCCAUGCUUGGGGGUCUGGACGAUCAACUGCGGAACCUGCCCAUGGAGCCAACCAGGCUAAACAUUGAGCUCGUCCGAAUACAUCUCCAACUCCUAUCACGCUUCAAGGCUUCUAUAGAUGGAAAUCCUGAUCCUGAGAGUCGAUUCAUGAAACACUGGGUCCCGCUGUCCAUUAAAGACCCUCUCCUUCUCCAGAUAGUGCUGUAUACCGCAGUAUGCUUCCUCAAGGAAACAGGCCGAGUGCCCAAGAUGCUCGCUUGGGCUUACAAGGGCGUGGUCCACCGUAUGCUCAACGAGCACUUGAGCUCGGCUAGAAUGCAGACGGGCGAUGCGGCCAUCAUGGGAACCGCCCAGAUGGUCAUGGACUCGUGGUACUGGGGAACCACUGAAGAACUGCGCGCCCACAUGGCGGGCCUCAAGACCAUGCUGCGGAUGAGGGGCGGUCUGCAGGAUCUAGGAAUGGGCGGUUUCCUAGCCAAGACGGUGCUCAUUCACGACAUUGCCAUCGCCAUCGCUCACGACAUUGAGCCCGAUAUCUACGGCCAACCCAGUUUUGAAUUUCAAGAUGACUUCAUGGUUCCGUAUCAAACCGCUUUCAAUUCCCCCUUUUUAUCAGGAUGGCCAAUGUUUAUCGACCCGGCAUCGGCCCUGAAACUUCAUCGAAGCUCGGCCCAGAUCCUGGACGACGUAAGAUCUGUCAUACAGAUGGUACAAUCCCUGCCUCCCUCGCCAACCGCGCAAGAGCUGCUCCAUGUCAAGGAAGCUGCAUUGUGGGCGCUUAACAAGCUAGAUCAGAUGCCCGAGAACAUUCCCCUUCAUGACCAGGACGACGGCACGGGGCGUGGAGCCGAAGAAGGAGACGAUGUCCAGUGGGAGACGACGGGCUACGAGGGGGCGGGUACAUCCCCGGCAAGUAGUUCUGAUUAUGAUUCGUCCUCCCCCAGAAGCAACGAUAGUGCAUCUAUGAGCAGCUCGCCACCCGCGCCGGUAGAUGAAACUGCCAGUGCCCGAUUGGCCAGGACGAAGAAUGAUGCCAUGUACCGCUGUAUCCGCGUAACGGCCUCGAUUUACUACCGAGCCAUCAUUGCCCGCGUGCCCACCAGCCAGAUCCUAGGCGAGACUGACUUUUUAAAGCUGUGGGAGCUGGUCUGGGAGGUUUCGGUGCCGUACUGGAAGACUGCUGUGGGCGUCUUCAUCUGGGUCAUGGCGGCGGCGGUGCCAAGCUGCCACACGUCCCCGCCCGCGCGGAUGAUCAAGACGCUGUCCGUGGUUGGCUGGAUGACCAUGGGCCUGGAGAACUGGCACGUCGCCAUCAGCGCGGCUAAUACGGCCCUGAGUCUGCAGCGGUGGCUCAGGGGAGACCAGUACAAUUACCCCCAGGAUGACGGGAUGGAUUACCAGUAUGGCCCUUCGGGGGGAGAGAAUGUGGUGGAGAAGCAUGGGUUCAUUCUACGGGAAGCGAGCAUCCCGGAGGUGGUUGCCAAUGUGCGGUGCAAUGACGAUCACGAGCUGAUUGAAUAG
Messenger RNA from Trichoderma gamsii, 1959 nucleotides. RefSeq lists its product as hypothetical. The record is from RefSeq and is a predicted model, not a curated record. Bases 1 to 1959 code for a protein of 652 amino acids. Lineage: Eukaryota; Fungi; Ascomycota; Sordariomycetes; Hypocreales; Hypocreaceae. The transcript has 4 exons.